AGGAUCAACGCCAGACCGGAAAAUAGAAGAGAAUUUCACAAGAGUUAUUCUUCUUUGCCACAUAGACUAUCUUUGGUGAAGCAGAAGAGGUUGUGGUUGUCCGCUGUCCUUUAAGGACAUUACCCCCUGUUAAAAUUCAACCCAAGAGGUUCGUUCAUAAAGUCAUAUUCGCUUUCAGCCGGCAGCAUCCUUACAGGAGCUGGAAGUGGACGGAGAAGAAGGAGGUGCUGGCAGUUGGAGGGGUUAAAGGAAUGAAGAUAUAUUGGCAGGACCAAUGACAGAGAGGAGAGUGUGGGGUAGAUAAUCAGCACUGGAGAGACGUACACUGUGACUUAACACAGUCUGCCCUCCAGUUUCUGUUAUGGAGCAAGAAGAAGUGACAGCCAGGGUGGAUACCACCUCACAGCUGAUGUGCAGGAUACAGCGUCCGGUUUAUGAUGAAGCUUUUAUCCGCUCGCAUCUUCUCAGCCACAAAGAGAAAUCCACUACCCUCCGACAGAAGCUGGCACACCAGUUCCGGUGUUCGUCAAAGAGGGCCAAGGCAGCAGUUCUGAGCACUCUGCCUAUUCUAACAUGGCUGCCAUCCUAUCCAGUCAAGCAGUACCUGUUUUCAGAUGUAGUCUCAGGUCUCAGCACAGGAGUUGUGCAGCUCCCUCAAGGUCUAGCUUAUGCUAUGCUGGCUGCUGUGCCUCCGGUCUUUGGUCUGUACUCUUCUUUCUACCCUGUCCUGCUCUACACCUUCUUUGGCACGUCCAGACAUGUAUCAAUAGGCACCUUCGCAGUUAUAAGUCUGAUCAUUGGUGGCGUUGCUGUGAGGGAAGCCCCAGACUCUAUGUUUUACAUCCAUCCUGCAAAUGGAUCCAAUGCGUCUGCUUUCCUGGAUGAGGAGGCUCGUGAUGCCAGGAGGGUCCAGGUGGCUGUGGUGCUCACAACCCUGGUGGGAAUCAUUCAGAUUAUCUUAGGACUUCUCAGGUUUGGCUUUGUGGCGAUCUACCUCACGGAGCCCCUGGUGCGAGGCUUCACUACAGCAGCAUCCAUACAUGUUUUCACCUCCCAGCUGAAGUACCUGCUGGGAGUGAAGACACAACGUUUUAGUGGGCCUCUCUCAGUUAUUUAUAGCAUCAAGGCAGUAUUCAGUGAGAUCGCCAGCACCAAUGUUGUCAGUCUUAUCCUGGGCCUCGUGUGUCUCAUCUUCCUGUACUUGGUCAAAGUUCUCAAUGAACGUUUCAAAAAGAAACUGUCCGUUCCCAUUCCUGGAGAGAUUAUUGUGGUCAUUGUGUCGACUGGUGUCUCUUAUGGCCUGUCCUUAUCAGAAGACUACGAAGUGGGUGUGGUUGGGACGAUACCAACAGGGCUUCUCCCCCCUGCUGUGCCAGAGUUCUCUCUGUUACCCAGUUUGGUCACAGACUCCUUCGCUAUAGCAGUUGUAGGAUUCUCAAUGGACAUGUCACUUGCCAAGACCUUUGCCCUGAAAUAUGGCUACAGUGUGGAUGGCAACCAGGAGCUCAUUGCCCUUGGCCUGUGUAACUUCAUCGGCUCUUUUUUCCAAACCUUUGCCGUCACUGGUUCCAUGUCAAGGAGCCUGGUGCAGGAGAGCACAGGAGGAAAAACACAGAUUGCAGGGUUUCUGGCAUCUCUCGUGGUGCUGGUGGUGGUGGUGGCCAUUGGCUUCGUCUUCCAGUCACUCCCUCAGACUGUGCUGGCUGCCAUCAUCAUGGUUAAUCUGUUGGGAAUGUUCAAACAGUUCAGAGACAUUCCUACUCUGUGGAAGACCAGUAAGAUUGAACUGUCCAUCUGGCUGGUAGCCUGUGUAGCUUCUGUUCUUUUGGGUCUGGAUUACGGCCUCCUGGUGGCCAUCACAUUUGCAAUACUCACAGUCAUCUACAGAACACAGAGUCCCACAUCCGCCAUCCUGGGCCAUGUUCCUGGGACAGGGCUGUACUGUGAUGUGGAUGAGUAUGAAGAAGCUGUUGAAUAUGAGGGGAUUAAGAUUUUCCGCUCCAACUCUUCAAUCUACUUUGCCAACAGUGACCUUUACGUGAAGGCCCUCAAGAAGAAGACAGGAGUAAACCCUGAACACUUACAAGCUGCUUGGAAAGCCCAGAAAAGAAAGAGGAAGGCAAGCAGCAAGCACAAGUUUCCACUGAAGAUGUGUGUGAAGUACAAAAAGGAGGGAUUGACCCAUGAGGUUAUGCCCGGUAACCACAUGGCAGAGGAGCAGAGAAACAAACAGUUGGAGGACAAACACAGUGAGUCCAACUCAGAGGAGGCCAUCUUCCUUGGACUUCUUAGCACUGUCCACUCAAUCAUCCUGGACUGGACGUCCGCCAACUUCACUGACUCUGUGGGAGCCAAAGCCAUCAAACAGGUCAUUAAGGAAUACGCAGAUGUGGAUGUCCGGGUGGUCAUAGCAGGCUGCAGCAGAAGCCUAUUGGUUCAGUUGGAUACCCUACAGUUUUUCACUGGAAACAUGACCACAGCCAUGGUGUUCCCCACAGUUCAUGAUGCCGUGCUGUACUGUCAACACAAAUUGCCACCCAGCAGCGGCUCCAACCAAUUGAAUGAGCUGACAGGAAGUGACACAUGUAACCAAGAAGAACCAAUCACAGCAGCAGUGCCUUUGACUCAGACAACAGAUAUGGGAGGUCCCACAACCUACCUGUAGGAGCAAUGAACUCCUCUCCGGAUGUUCGAGCAUGACAGCAGAAAUGUACUCAACAAUCGUUCAUAUUGAAUAGAGGAGUAGGAUAGGUGUGUGCUUCUCCUCUUGUGAAGCACCCAAAGCAGCGAAAUACACUGCCGUUUCAUGAGGAUUUAUCCAAUCAGAAAAUAAAGAUCAAGUUUACAGCUGUAUUCCUAUGCAUACUCUCUGAAGAGGGGAUUCUAUAAGCUGCACUUUGUACUUAAAAAAAUAAAUGUAUGUGCUGCUCUUAUUCCAGUGACACUGAAAGAGUGAUUAUCUAAGAGUCCAGUUUGUGGUAGUGGUUGAGAGCAGAAGCUGCCUCUCAUCAUCAUGCUGGUAUCAAAUGUUUAUGACUGAGAAGUUGUCCUGAUGAAUAUGUGAGUAUUAUAUAUUCAGCUGUAUUUGUUUAACUAUUUAGACAAUCAAAAAUGAUCAUAGUUGGGUCAGUCUGUAGGGUCAUGUUUGUUGUUAUAGUACCUUUACACUGCUGUUUUGAGUUUGAACACUGUGUAUUAUACAUUGUCAUUUGACAUUUUAGUAAACAAGUUUUCCUAUUUUAAAAAAA
This is a messenger RNA of Monopterus albus (swamp eel), 3248 nucleotides long. It is a transcript of the gene slc26a5, whose product is annotated as solute carrier family 26 member 5. Gene Ontology annotation, biological process: sulfate transmembrane transport. Gene Ontology annotation, molecular function: secondary active sulfate transmembrane transporter activity. Lineage: Eukaryota; Metazoa; Chordata; Actinopteri; Synbranchiformes; Synbranchidae. Gene Ontology annotation, cellular component: membrane. The record is from RefSeq and is a predicted model, not a curated record. The coding region runs from base 362 to 2665 and encodes 767 amino acids. The transcript is spliced from 18 exons.